CUUCUUCCUCGACACGUAGCCUCAACACCACCACCUCCGUGUCUCUAGGCAGACAUACACAAUAAUUUUGAACGAGGAAUAAAAUCGUUGCAAUAUCGAAGAAACCACCGAGAAAGUGAAAUUAUGAUCAAGCACACAAUCAUUUCGCGCCUCGACGGUCUCAUCCUGACUGCCUCAGUCGACGAUGGCCAGGAAGAUGCCGAGUUCAACGAAGUCAAGAGCAAAGUCAAGCUCGUCCAGCGCCGCCUAAAUCGCAACUCAGAACCGCAGGCCAGUAUCGAGAGCGGGUCCUACACAUACCACUACCUCAUCAGCGGUGACCUCUGCUUUCUCUGCAUAUGCGACCGUUCCUAUCCGCGCAAGCUUGCCUUCACAUACCUCUCAGAUCUCUCGCAAGAGUUCACCACCAUCUAUCAGCCACAGCAGUACCUUACGCCUUCAUGCCGGCCGUACGCAUUUGUCGAGUUUGACACGUUCAUUCAGCGCACAAAGAAGACAUACCAGGACUCGCGAGCCACACAGAACUUGGACAAGCUCAAUGACGAGCUGAAGGACGUGACCAAAGUCAUGACGAAGAACAUCGAAGACCUCCUUUACAGAGGAGAUAGCUUGGAUCGUAUGGGAGACAUGUCGAGCCGACUGAGGGAAGAAAGCAGGAAGUACAAGAAGGCAACAGUGCGCAUGAAUUGGGAACUGCUAUUGAAGCAGUACGGACCCAUUGGAGGCCUUGUGUUUAUCGUCAUUGUCUUCAUCUGGUGGAGAUUUCUUUAGACAACUUCGCGCGCUAUCGAGCACACGGCUUUGAGCUGCGACAUCGCAGAUACCGUCAGCGCUACAGGCUGUUUUUGUGACGAGUAGAGGUUUAGUUGGACGAACAAUAUACCCAGGUCUAUUUUUUGCAAUAUGCGCACUGCAAAGAAGGAACUUCAGUUGUACAGCA
Molecule: messenger RNA, 940 nt
Organism: Didymella exigua CBS 183.55
Lineage: Eukaryota; Fungi; Ascomycota; Dothideomycetes; Pleosporales; Didymellaceae
Product: protein transport protein SEC22
Exons: 4
Coding region: 124-771 (215 amino acids)
Biological process (GO): retrograde vesicle-mediated transport, Golgi to endoplasmic reticulum; endoplasmic reticulum to Golgi vesicle-mediated transport; vesicle fusion with Golgi apparatus
Cellular component (GO): Golgi membrane; SNARE complex; ER to Golgi transport vesicle membrane
Molecular function (GO): SNAP receptor activity
Source: RefSeq, a predicted model, not a curated record